Messenger RNA from Brenthis ino (lesser marbled fritillary), 954 nucleotides. Lineage: Eukaryota; Metazoa; Arthropoda; Insecta; Lepidoptera; Nymphalidae. The record is from the annotation of a GenBank genome assembly.
AUGGCUUCAAAAGUGCCGUGUGUAAAGUUAGAGAACGGUAAUGAAUGCCCGAUAUUAGGAAUUGGGACAUGGAAGUCCAAACCUGGUGAAGUGACCCAAGCUGUGAAGGAUGCUAUAGACAUCGGCUACAGACAUAUUGAUUGUGCGUAUAUAUAUGGCAAUGAGAAGGAGGUGGGAGAGGCUGUCACUGAGAAGAUCGCUUCUGGGGUUGUUAAGAGGGAGGACCUCUUCAUCACCUCCAAGCUCUGGAACACCUUCCACCGCCCGGACCUGGUGAGAGGUAUUUUACUCCAGACCCUCAAGAAUCUGAACUUGAAAUACUUAGACUUGUACCUCAUACACUGGCCCCAGGCAUAUAAGGAGGAUGGCGAGCUGUUCCCAACAGAUGAGUCAGGCAAGAUCCAGUUCUCCGAAGUGGACUACAUCGACACGUGGAAGGCGAUGGAACCCCUCGUGGCUGAGGGUCUGGUGAGGAGCAUCGGGGUGUCCAACUUCAACUCGAAGCAGAUACAAAGAUUGUUGGACAGUGCGAGUGUGAAACCUGUUGUUAAUCAGGUGGAAUGCCAUCCCUACCUCAACCAAUCGAAACUCAAGGCCUUCUGCGAAGCCCGCGGCAUCAAGCUCACCGCCUACUCGCCCCUGGGCUCGCCUGACAGACCCUGGGCGAAGCCUGACGAGCCUCAGCUGAUGGACGAUCAGAAACUGAAGCAGAUCGCCAACAGGCUGGGCAAGACUGUCGCGCAGGUGCUCAUCAGAUAUCAAAUAGAUCGAGGAGUCAUCGUGAUACCGAAAUCGGUGACCAGAUCUCGUAUAGAGUCCAACUUCAACGUGUUCGACUUCACGCUGUCGCCCGCUGACAUGAAGGAGAUUGACUCGUUCGACUGCAAUGGACGAUUUGUACCGAUGACUGCGUCCCUGGGACACAAGUACCAUCCCUUCGAAAAUGAAGAGUUU